Messenger RNA from Oncorhynchus gorbuscha (pink salmon), 1501 nucleotides. RefSeq lists its product as uncharacterized. The transcript has 12 exons. Gene Ontology annotation, cellular component: nucleus. Gene Ontology annotation, molecular function: mRNA binding. The coding region runs from base 1 to 1365 and encodes 454 amino acids. Gene Ontology annotation, biological process: regulation of RNA splicing. NCBI's taxonomy places the organism in Eukaryota, Metazoa, Chordata, Actinopteri, Salmoniformes, Salmonidae. The record is from RefSeq and is a predicted model, not a curated record.
AUGUCUGAGAAGCCACAUCGCCCAUCUUCCUCUGCUUCCUCUAAGCCAGGCGCCAAGCCAGCGGCCGGGAAGGAGACCGCCUUAGGACAGGACUCAGAGGUGUGCCCUUCGCAGAGCUUUUGCUCCAGUCCUCCAGCGCCACAGAAGAAGCCGAAUCCAACGCAGCAGAAGAAGAAUCCUCCAGGUUCCUACUUGCUCUAUCUGUCUGGCCUCCCUGUAGAUGCCAAGUACCAGGAAGUGGUGUCACUGGUGCAGUCCUUCGGCAAGGUCACCAACGUCCUCAUCAUCAGGAACGAGGAGGGGGAUGAGAACCAAGGGCAGCCGCAAUACAGUAAAGCCACUGUUUGCAUGCAGAAAGAGCAGGAUGCUAAAGCACUGGCUGAGUGCCUCACUCUCACCAUACGGGAACACCCCAUCUCUGUCUCCGACCAGAAUGGCGAGGGGGAGCUUACUUCCUCCAUACCUGUCAUUAUAAAGGGAGAAGUGAUCGGUGCUCCAAAGACACCUGCGGCCCCCAACGAGGCCAACUUGACCGUCAAAGUCCCAGAAGCCAGCGUUGGUCAGAAGAAUUCAAAUGAGAUACACAGGGAGCAGGUGAAGCCACAGAGGAAGAGGAAGAGGGGCUGUAGAGCGGGACAGCUCGAGAGACUCAAAAGACUACAGAGGGAAAACAAGAGGGGCAUGGUCAAGAUUACUGGACUUCCUGAAAGCGGCUGCUCCGAGGUUGAUAUCGCAAAGCUGGCCCAGCCCUUCGGAACACCUGUCAAGAUCCUCCUCAUCACCAAGCCCAGUGAGGCUCUGGUCACCAUGCAGGAUGUGGAGACAGCCCAGGAGAUGGUGAAAGUUUACACCGACAUGCCUGUCUGCAUCAACGACUCUGUUCUGAACAUGAGCCUGCUUCCAAACCUCCUGGUGGACUUCAACAGACCGGUGGCACUUUUCCAUUCAUUGAUGGGACCCAGGAAUCCUGUUAGUGAGGUGGGAGGUGAUGAUGAUGAUGACUGGAACCGUCUCCUAGUUGUCAGUAACAUCCCGGCCACGCCCUCCGGCCCAACUGAGAUCCAGAAUCUGGUCCAGCGCUUCGGCACAGUCCAACAGACUCUGGCACUCAAGGACAAGAUCAUCUUUGAGAUGGGAACAGCAGACAUGGCCAAGAGUGUCUUCAACCGCUUCCAGAAGUUUCCUGCAUUGUUCAGAACAACAAGCUUGCCUUCUCCUGGAAACCUGAUCCCAAGACUGAUCUACCUAAAGUCGACAUCUCCUCUGCCGGCUCAACAGCUUCAACUGAUGGCAAUGACUCCCAGACUGCAGAGACCACUAUGCCCCCUGGUGGCCAGGAGGACUCACUGUCUCAGUCAGGAUUAAAGGUGGAGUCAGGAACCGGGGUUGAUACUAAGGUUGAAGGACAGGAGGUUCAGCCAGGGAAUGAAGGGAUGAAUGUUGAAGAAGGGGUUCAAGCCACAAAGUCUCCAGCAUUAGGAGGAAAGGAUUCAGAGAAGGA